CACAGCUGUGCAGGACUCUUCCCGGCCAGGAGUCGGCUACUUGUGGCGGUGUUCCCCUGUCCGCCACUGGGCUCCGUGGUUACUGGACUGGCUAACCGGUAGGAAUAUGACCGAGAAAAACGGGACGCUCUGAACAUCACGGACAGAAGAGAGGGGGAGAGCUAUUGUUACAAUGAAGGAUCUACAACAGCGAGACAACAAAGUAUAGCAAUAAGUUCGUGUUAUUGUCUUCUAUUGUGUUUUCCUUAGGAUGUAUUGACGGACAUAUCCGUGGAAUUGUAGCCUACUGAGGAUCUAUGCAACAUUUUUUUGUUUGCAAAUCGUCUGAACAAAGGAUACGUUCCGAAAUUUCGGGUGUGAUUUUGGAUCUUCACACAAGAAAGAAAACAGGGGUCACACGAAUAGGAAAACACGCCUGAUCUAAUAGUAUCAGCUGGCAUCACGGAGUGAUCAGACAUACAUCGAAAGUCAGUAGAGGAAAAUGGGAGAAGGAGCCACGUCUGACCUGUAAGCAUGCAUCCUCAGCAAAGAGAACGAGAGCAGCCCCUGUUCAGUGCCAAGGCGCACGUGUUCCAGAUUGACCCCGUGUCCAAGCGCAACUGGAUCCCCGCCAGCAAGCACGCCGCCACCGUGUCCUUCUUCUACGACGCCACGCGCAGUGUGUACCGGAUCAUCAGCGUGGGGGGGACCAAGGCCAUCAUCAACAGCACCAUCACGCCCAACAUGACCUUCACCAAGACGUCUCAGAAGUUCGGCCAGUGGGCUGACAGCCGCGCCAACACUGUGUACGGCCUGGGAUUCUCUACCGAGCAGCAGCUGCAGCAGUUUGCAGACCAGUUUAAAGAAAUUAGAGAGGCUGCUCGACUGGCCAGAGAAAAGUCCCAGGAGAAGUUUGAGCUGACCAACCCUGGCCUCAACAUCGCCGCCCCACAGCUCCCACGGCAGGCAUUGUCUGAGGACCGCCACUCCCCCCCCCUGCUGACGGUCAACGGGCCCGGAGAGGACAAGCUGUUCCGCAGCAAGAGCGCCGACACGGAGCUGACCGCCGAGAAGGAGCGCAUCAAGAAGAUGCUGUCCGAGGGGUCCAUCUGUGAGAUCAACAUGGAGGCGGAACUCUUCACGCUGCAGGACUCCAACGCCAAGCUAGUGGCCGCGCUGCACGAGGCUAACACCAGCGUGGACCAGUGGAAGAACCAGCUCGCCGAGUACCAGGACGAGACCGAGAGGCUCAGGGAACAGGUGGCAGAGCUGGAGACGCAGGUUGGGCGCCCGGAGCCUGGCGAGGCCGCUGGCAGAGACGAGUUGAGCCGCUCUCUGGAGGAGCUGGAGGCGCUGCUGAAGGCCAAAGACGAGGAAAUCCACAGUCUGCAGAGCAAGAAACCGGAUGUCCACGACCUGGAGAAGGAGAAGGAGGAGGCCCAGGAGAGGCUGCAGGAUGUGGAGGUGAAGAACGCAGAUCUGGAGGGGCGUGUGCGGGCGGCGGAAGAGACGCUGGCGGUGUCGAGGGACGAGCGCGGUCAGGCGGAGAGCGAGGUGCGCCGCAUCAUCGGCCUGCUGGACGUCAAGAUCCACGACCUCAACGACAUCCGCCACAGCCUCGCCAAGCUCAUCGACAAAUAGCCGCGUCCUCGGAGCACACACACACACACACACACACACACACACACACACCUCCGC
Messenger RNA from Sardina pilchardus (European sardine), 1677 nucleotides. Its product is annotated as homer protein homolog 3-like. Gene Ontology annotation, biological process: regulation of store-operated calcium entry; G protein-coupled glutamate receptor signaling pathway. Gene Ontology annotation, molecular function: G protein-coupled glutamate receptor binding. The transcript is spliced from 11 exons. Bases 514 to 1620 code for a protein of 368 amino acids. The record is from RefSeq and is a predicted model, not a curated record. NCBI's taxonomy places the organism in Eukaryota, Metazoa, Chordata, Actinopteri, Clupeiformes, Clupeidae. Gene Ontology annotation, cellular component: postsynaptic density; plasma membrane; cytoplasm.